AUGGCGCCCAAGGAACCUUUCAAGGUGCAUUCCCUCAGCAAGCAUAUUGAGAACACAAAGAAGGGUUUAGCCGCCGAUUCGCAGCCCACCCGCCGACUUACUGGCCGCUCUGCAGUUGUCAAGAAAGAGUCGAGCAACCCAAAUAACAUUUUUGCCAACAACAAUGACGACUCCUCAGCCUCAGAAAGCGGAAGCGAUAGCGAUAGCGAUAGCAGCAGCGAUGAGGCUGCCGGUAGCUUCUUGGACAGACUUACUGCGAAGUCUACUCCUGUAAAGUCCACUCCUCAGGCUGCCCGCCGUCGCAGCAAGGAUGAAGAAAUUGCCGACAGUGACGACGAGCGCAAAGCUUCCAGCAACAAGGCCUCUUCGAAGAAGCCUGCCCCAAAGCCCGCAUCUUCCAGCGAUUCAAGCAGCGAAUCCGAAUCUGACGACGAAAAGGCCAACACCAAGACCAACGGUGCCACUCUUGCCAAGGACGCCGACAGCAGCUCGAGCUCUUCUAAAUCGGAUAGCGACAGCGAAAGCGAUAAGGAAGACGAGACGAAGAAACUAGCUGCCAAGCCAUCCGCUGAAAAGAAGGACGAUCCCGAGUCAUCUUCUAGCGAGGACGAGAGCGAGGACGAAACUGAGUCCAAACCCAAGCCUGCCGUAAAUGGCACUGCUGCUACCACUACAUCUGCCAGCUCCAGCGAAAGCAGUGAUAGCUCUAGCGAAAGCGAAAGCGAGGGAGAACAAGCUGCCAAGCCCGCCACCAAGGCUGUUACGAAGCCUGCUGCAAAGUCUGAAGCCAAGGUGUCAGAUAGCUCUUCCAGCGAAGACGAGGAUUCUGACGAUGAGAUGGUCGAUGAGUCGAUGCACAUCGAAGACCGCGAAGGACAGGUCGCCAUCCCCAACUUUAUUGCUCCCGACUUUGUCCUCCGCAAGGGCGACGAUGGCACAAGCGGCAAGGAUGUUGCUGAGGUCUGCAACCAGGCCAACCUCGAGGGCAAGCAGUUCUGGUACUUCACAGUUCCUUCUGACGUCCCCAUCUCGGUUGUUCAAAACCUCGAAAUCCCCAUGAACCAGUCAAGCGCCAACAACAAGCUGUUCUCUCAUGGAGGCGAUGACUACGGUUUCUCUUUCGAGAGCAUUGCUCCCAAGAGCAACAUCCAGAUCAUGAUUCCUUCCUCUGACGCUACUCAAUACCGAUCUGCCCCCAAGCCGAUUGAUCAGAUAAUGCAGGUCAAGAAGAUUACGCAACUUGGCUCCAACAGCUCUGUUGGUCCUGCCCCUAAGCCAGCCCCUCGUGCUCAGCCCGCUGGCCUGAAAGCUCGCUACCAGCCUAUCGGUGUCAACGAGCCCAUGGGUACGGUCGAUGAUGAAGAGGAUGUAGAGAUGGCCGAGGCUCCUGCUGUAUCAGCUAAGGCGGAAAAGAAGGAAAAGAAGCGCAAAUCCAAGGAGACAUCCGAGAAGAAGCAAAAGAAGAUGACUCUUCCCGAGCGCCCUAGCCCCCAAACCGCAGAGGAGCCAACCCCGGAUACCCGCAAGAACAAGCGAAAGCUCGCUGCCUCCGAGGAAGAUGACGCUGCUGCUGUCACCGAGCAACUCCAGACGGAGGCUAGGUCAGCUGCUAAGAAGUCCAAGAAGCAGAAAACAGACCGAGUCGGUAGCCCUGACCUGGGCUCCGAGCCCGCUUCCGUAUCUACCAAGAAGCAGACCCCUAUUCUGCCUCCCGCGUUCCCUUCUGUAGGAACUCCAACUCCCAAGGCCGCUUCUACACCUACUACAUCCAGCAAGAAACAAAAGAAGGUCAAGGAGGCUGCCCUUCCCCCUCUUCGCCAGAGCGUUGUUCCCAUCCCUACUAUUCCUCACUCGUCACCUCCCAGAUCCUCUCCUGCGCCUGCCCCUGCAUCUCAGGCCCCAAGCUCGCCUAUCCGAGCCAAGGAGAAGCGAUCCAAAAAGUCAAAGGAUAGCAAGAAAGCCGCAUCAAGCAAGAAGGAAACCCCUGUGCUGCCCCCAGUGCCUGCUUCUUCCUCGGAAUAG
Messenger RNA from Fusarium pseudograminearum CS3096, 2022 nucleotides. RefSeq lists its product as uncharacterized. Gene Ontology annotation, biological process: transcription by RNA polymerase I. NCBI's taxonomy places the organism in Eukaryota, Fungi, Ascomycota, Sordariomycetes, Hypocreales, Nectriaceae. Bases 1 to 2022 code for a protein of 673 amino acids. The record is from RefSeq and is a predicted model, not a curated record. The transcript has 2 exons.